AUGCAACCACCACAGGACCUAGGGCCCCUAGGCAUAGCCUUUUUGCCACGAGAGAUCUUCUGGAUGAUCUUAAACCAGCUUCCGCCCAAUGAUAUCGUCCGUUGUCGCCGUGUCUCCCGGUCGUGGAAUGAUGCGUUUUCAAACCCCGACAACCUGGUCCCGCUCUUGAAGCAGCUCUUCCCAAGGGCAAAAGGGGUGAGGGAACCUCUUCGUGAGGGCUUAUUUGAUGAACUGGCGGCAUGCGAUGACCCCGGUAGAUGGCGCAAGCUCUUUGACCAGGUAGCCGCCAGGUAUGACCAUCUCAGUCGCGGCAAGCCGUGGUCCGUCCAAAAAUACAAACUCUGUGAUGAGUUUGGAGUCACGGGCGAAAGGGAGUGGUUCCAGGUGCAGCCCUGGGAUAAUCAUGCCAGUCACUUGAUGCAGCGUGUGGACUGCCCCUUCUCGGAGUCAUUCUGGACGUACGAAGAUGGCCUUCUGGUCUAUCCCAGCGCUGAUUUCUCGUGUCUAGUUCUCAUGGACUUGGAAAGCGAUAGGAAGUUUAUGGUGCCGUUCAUAGUCACAGGAAAGGUGAUUCGACGCAUCAGGCUGCAGAAGAGAGUACUCGUGGUCGAAUGGGCUGAACCGAAAGCAUUCCAUUGGCUGAAUGAUAGCGACGGGGUGCAUCGUCACUUUGCAUCGUCCUUGGAUGUGAGCUGGGCCGAUAACGGCUGGCGAAUCACCUUUCGAAAUGAGUGGAAGAUCAUGUUUCUCGGACACCCUUUGAGCGAGAGAGAUCGGUUUUAUUCCUCCCACAGCCAGACACACUACGUCAUCUAUAUUUGGCAGCCCAAUCGCAGUUUAUACACCGCUGACGAGGAUGCUCCCAUCGAGUCACUGUCGGUGUGGGACAUCUCCAAACCAUCUGACUACCGACCUUCCCUAGACCCGACAGGUCGUGGUCGCGAGGACGCACAAGACCCGGGUCCCUCUAUUAUAACACGCCUGGGGUUCAGAGAAUUGGGAUUCUAUUCAGUCCGACAGCGCGGUCUCCCAGGAGUCCAGUGCCUGCACAUUACGGACGACGAUCGAUCGAUCGAGAUCGUCCAGAAUUUCUGCACGGGCCCGAUCGACCGUCUUGUCGGUCCUGCUGAGUGGGUAUCUCAGGUGCAGGUCACCAGCAUCCCAUUGAUCGGUGACGGGCCAUGCUGGCGACGAUUCGCUGACGUAGCGCUUCCUCCCUACCGUGGAAAUGGGAGCUUGCAGACAAACCCUCUUAGCUUUGCCAUUUGCAACGAGCCUUGGUAUACCAUCGUCUCCGAAGCAUAUGACUCUGAAGCUGGAGUUGGCUUUUGUCUUCAUCUGUCCCCCGCUUCCUGGCCGUUCGACCUCAACACGUCCCUCAGUAUCCGGACACCUUUCUCGGCCAUCACCCUCAAGCAGGAAGAUAUAUAUGAGCUGACAAAUAAGGGAAUGAUAUACGGGAACGAGAGAUAUUUGGUUGGCGAGAAUGGAAACCGUGAACUAGUGAUUUACAGGUUCGACAGGCAGUGA
Messenger RNA from Aspergillus campestris IBT 28561, 1530 nucleotides. RefSeq names its product F-box protein. Gene Ontology annotation, molecular function: protein binding. Bases 1 to 1530 code for a protein of 509 amino acids. Lineage: Eukaryota; Fungi; Ascomycota; Eurotiomycetes; Eurotiales; Aspergillaceae. The transcript has a single exon. The record is from RefSeq and is a predicted model, not a curated record.